Molecule: messenger RNA, 8450 nt
Organism: Anopheles stephensi (Asian malaria mosquito)
Lineage: Eukaryota; Metazoa; Arthropoda; Insecta; Diptera; Culicidae
Gene: mtgo
Product: fibronectin type-III domain-containing protein 3A
Exons: 6
Coding region: 1150-6486 (1778 amino acids)
Molecular function (GO): protein binding
Source: RefSeq, a predicted model, not a curated record
CCGGGUCUGAUUUCGCUAUCUGGGAGCGUCAAACGCGUUCGGGAAGAAAAUGUGCAAGAAAAGUAGGUGAAAAUUGGUGAAAAUUCGGCGUAAAAUCUGUUCAUCGCGUGUGUAAGUGUGUAUGUGCGUUUGUGUGUGUGUGCGCGAAUGCGUUCAGUCAGUGCUAAAUAAAUAGCGAAGAUGUCGGUCCAGUACAGUGUUUGCUACCAGCCGUGUAGACAGAGCGAGCGUUGAUUGAUGUGAAUUGAUAAACACCAAACCACCAGACCACACAACUCGAGAAAACACAACACAAGUAUUUGCAUUGGCACUGUGUGAAGUGUCCCAAGAAAUAAUAGACCGCACGGAUGUCGUCACCACGCCAACGAUACCAAGCCGCAUAAACUCGCGCGGAUAUAUCGAGAUAUCGAGAGAAAGAGAGAGAGAGAGAACUUGUUGCAACAAAGUCGUCCUUUAUUGCGCGCGUCCACGUGUCUCUCGGUGUGAUCCUUUACCGCAAGGUGCCAAAGAAGCAAAUAGAUAAAGCAUAUUUGCGUACGUGAUAAGUGGUGCGCAAGGAUCGGUGGGCAUGUCCUUUGACGGGUGUGCAAUCGUUACCGACAGCUGUUAGUGCGCUACGAAACCCCCUCGCUGCCAAAUCGCGCGUCAUCGGCCACGUCAGUGUUGUGCAAGUGUUUGUGGCGGCGGCACUGCUGGACCGAUUGAUGAAUUUAUCUGGCCGUGGUUUGGCGUGUUCCCGUCGCCCCCCCACCUCCAAUGAAUUGCGCUGUAAUUAGAGAAAGAGAACGAGUGCGAGCGAGAGGCUGCGUCGGUCUCGAGUUUAUGAGCUCGCGCGCGCACCACAGCCCCAGUUAAGCUUGGUUUCGCGCUGGAAGUAGGCGCCCAUGCUGCCGGUUGUUUGGUCUCGUCGAGACACGUGUCAAAUUUGCUAGAUAUAUCCGCGACAUCCCGAACUGUGAACGAGUGUGAAUGUGUACGUGUGAGUGAGUGUAUCCUUGUGUAAAGAAAAAACAAACAGACAUUCCGCGAUCCGCCAUUCCGAGGCGCGCCAUUUCCCCCCCCUUUUUUCGAUCGUUACGGUUUGAACAAACGGAAUAAAUCACGGAGUGUGACGGUAGAGCAGGUGCCAUCCGCAAAACCAGAUUUUCGAUGGUAAAGGCACCACUAUUAUCGACCGCUUCCCAGCAGCAGCAGCAGAAGCCCCAGUGCCCGAAGGAGAUCAUCCACCAACCGUCUACGGUGGCGCUGUCCUGCUCCGCCUCCGCCUCAUCCUCCGCCACCACGCAGGUGCUGAUCCAGGCUCAGCCGCCGCAUCAUCAACACCAUCAUCACCAUCAUCUCCUGCAAGCCCAUCCCGUGCAGCUUCAGCAGCAGCAGCAGCAGCAGCAGCAGCAUCAGCAAUCACAGCAACAGCAGCAGCAACAGCAGCAACCACUAUUCAGCUUCCCACCUCCGCUAACGGCAGCUGCAACGGCAGCACACGCAACCGCCUACUAUCCGAUCGGCACUACGGUCAAGAAGCAUCGCCGGGUGCAGAUACAGAUGGCCACAGAACCACCGAUCGGUGUCGGCACGUCGGGUGGUAUCGUGGUGACGAAAACGGCAACAUCGGCCGCCAUCGCGGUGGUAGCUCCUACGGCCCGUAAUGCAGUCGCCAUGGCCACCGGUGGUUCGCUGAACAGUUGCGUCACGACCGGCACCGGCCCGGGGACAGUUUGUAGUGGUGCUGGCAAUGGAACCGUUGCGGUACAGACGGUUGCCACCAGCCAGGCACAGCAGCCAAUUCUAACGCUUGCACCGAGCAGCGGAGCGGGGGUGGCAGCUUCCGGAGGCCUAAAGGUGAACCAACCGACGCUACAACAUCAGAGGAUUCAAUCGAUGCACCACAUCCAUCACCAUCACCAUCAUCAGCUGAUCAACGGUAUACCGGCAACGGCCGGCCAACGGAUGCCGGCGAAUGCAGCAGCGGCGGCAGCGGUCGUCGCAUCGACGGCGACCCACACCACGCACAAUCCAGCAGCCGCUGCCGCUGCGGCCGCCGCAGCCGCCGGGUGGCCAAUGGUCGAGCCGGUGUUCCAUUUCGGGCCCGGGUUCGAGCUAGAAACACGUCCAUUCUGUCCGGCCCAUACGCCACCGUCGGAGCACGUUGUCCUGUUUCACGUACGGCCCGGGGUAGCGGUCACGUUCCAGAUCGCAGGCAAUCGGGAAACUAUUCGAGGUCCCGUCACACUGCCAAUGGUGUCGCAGAACGGGACGCCCCCGAUGGCGAUGCCGAUGCAGGUACCUCACGGCCACAUGAUGCAGCAGAUAGUGGACGAAAACGGCACGCUGCGACACGUCAUCCUUUCCACCCAGCCGCCCCAACCACUCCGGCAAGGCAAUGUCCAGCAUCAUCUGCAUCCGUCAGCAUUUAUAAAUGGUACGACGGCACCAUUUUUCAACCCGAUCGCCGCCAGCUACCCGGCAGGACCCGGUGCCGGUGCGCCGCAAAUGUAUCCACCGCAGCUGAUUGGAGCGAACGGUGGAACGGGUGCCGGAGCUGGUGUCGGCGGUAACCAUGGGCUUCACACACCGCAAGGAAACGUGCCACACUCACCGUCGCCACCGCACACGAACACCAGCUACCAUAAGGACGAGCGAGCCCAGCGGCAGCACUCGAAACUGCAUCGAAAGCUGGACCAGAAGCAGCGGGAAUUGAACGCAUCUGCAACGACGCCGAUCAAUUCCCCACGAAAGCAUGCCGAACUGAAUGGGAGUGGGGGCGGCGGUGCUAGGAAAGCCCAGCAGCACGGCCCCCAACACCAUCUGCUGCCUAAUCACAUGAACCACCGCAACGGGACGGCAGCCGUUGUGAUUACCACCCCGUUGGCGACCUCCGAGGAGGAAACGUCCAGCGCACCGGACGAGGAGGACGACAACACGCAGUCCAUCAUAGUGGACCACCUGAGCUCGGUACCGUCGCCGCAGGUUACCGAAAUAACGCCCCGCACGGCACUACUCCAAUGGUCACCGCCGACCCCGGUCCCGGUACAGGUGCCGCCCCCGGUGAUACCGGGCGGGCCCGUCCCGGUCGUCCCGCCGCCACCCAUCCCCGGUGCCUUGGAACCGCUACCGUUCAACGUGCAGGAUCUGCGCUACGAGGUGCUGCUGAGCGAUCACGGCAAGGAGAACAAGUAUAAGAGCAUUUUCAAGGGUUCGUCGCUGUCGUGCAAGGUGCAGGAUUUGCGACCGGGCCAGGAGUAUACGGUGCGAUUGCAGGUCUACCUGGACCAGCUGCACGGUUCACCGACGGAACCGACGGUGUUCAAUACGCCCGGUUGCGAACCGGAUGUGCCGCCACCGCCAAAGCUACUAGCUCGUACCAAGAACUCGCUGCAGCUGCGCUGGAACGCACCGGCCGACAAUGGGUCGCACAUCAUACACUACGUGCUGGAGUGCGAUAAUGGCAAGAGUGCCGGCUCGGCGGUGCACCAUUCGUCGCAGCAACAGCAGCAGCAACAGCAGCAGCAGCAGCAGCAACAAUCGAUGCAGCAACAUUUGAGCUACGAGUUUGUGGAGGUGUGCAAAACGAAGGGUAAGCAGUUCCAGCUGAACAAGCUACAACCGUCGACGUACUACGUGUUCCGGUUAUCGGCGGUGAAUGAGUACGGUCGCAGCGGCUACUCGGAUGUGGUGAAGUUCAGCACCGUAGGAAACGCGCCGGCCCAACCCUGUCCACCAACGUUGCGACACGCGACGGCUACCACGCUGAAGCUGGCCUGGCAGCGCCGAUCACCGUGCGAGGAGUACACGCUCCAGAUGAACGACGACCAGGGGUACGGGUAUCGGAACAUCUACAACGGCGUCGAUACGCUGUACGAGUGCAUCGGGUUGCGGCGUGCGUCAACAUUCCAGUUUAGAUUAAGGGCCGAAAACGAUAACGGACGGGGUCCGUGGAGCGAGGAGGUUGUGUUCCGGACGCUACCAACCUGUCCGGGCCGGCCUGCAAAACCACAGGUGAAGGGAAAGGUCCACGCGAACGGAUUCCGGGUAAAGUGGGAUCCACCGCACGAUACGGGCGGGGCUGAGAUCGCUCUCUACCAUCUGGAAAUCAGCUCCGGUGCGUCGUACGAUCGCGUCUACAGUGGCAAAGAGUCGGAAGCAACGAUUGAACGGCUUAACCCCGGUACGGCUUACCAGAUCCGGGUGCUGUGCGAAGGCCCUGGCGGUAUUAGCACCUUUUCCGAGCCGUGUCUCGUAACGACGGAACCGGUUGCGCCUGGACCACCGCAGAAAGCCUACUGCAAGUCACCGCCGACGCCGUACGCGGCUUGCUUGGGCUGGGACAAGCCCGACUACAACGGUGGUUCGCCUGUGCUAGAGUACGAGAUGGAGGUUGAGUCGGUUAGCACGAAGGUGCGCAGUGCCGUGUACCGUGGUAAGGAUAUGUUCUGCGUCGCGAAGGAUUUGCUACCGGGCGAGCAGUACACCGUGCAGGUGCGAGCACUGAACCGCAUCGGUGCCGGCCCGUGGUCGGAAGAGUUCACCUUCACUGCUGGGGCCGCUCCGCCCGAAUCACCGCGCGAUCUGUCGAUCGUCCUCAAAUCGCCAACGCAUUUAACUGUGAUGUGGGCCGAGCCGCACAGCAACGGGUCGCCGAUCAGCGAAUACAUUCUUCAAUCCAGUGCCGAUUCCAACGUGUCGUCCGUCGCUUCGUCGGACACCAACACCACCACCACCACCACCACGACCAGCAGCAGCAGUGAUGCCAACUACCAGACGGUGUACCGUGGCGCCCAUCGGUCCGCCGACGUGCGCAAUCUACAUCCCCACUCGCGGUACCACUUCCGGGUGUGCGCGCUGAAUGCGGCCGGCUGCUCCCGGUACUCGGUAUCGAUCAGCCAGCAGAUGCCGGCAGCCGCCCCGAACGCACCGACCGUCGGUGGACCGAAGGUCACGGCCAAGAGUAUACUUAUAAGCUGGCAGACGCCGCAUGAUAACGGGUCGCCGGUGACGCAGUACAACAUCGAGUGUGGCGAUCGGUUGAUCACGACGGACGCUCACAGUGCCAGUGCGGCCGCAAUCGCAGCUACCUCGCCCGAACACACGGCUGCCGGGUACCACCACAACCACCAGCACCACAACCCAGCCGCCGCCGCCGCCGCCGGUGCCGCCGAAUACGACGACGAGUACGACGAGGAGGAGGAAGAGGAGGAGGAAGCAUCCGUCGGCAGUGCGGCGUCGACCGACGCAGAAGACGAACCAUCGAACAAGGCGACCGCAGCAACGGCCGCUGCAGCGAAUUUAGUAGAUAGCAAAUUAGGCAAACUGGCAGCAUCGGCCGCGGGCAGUCCAGCACACUCCACCAAGAGCAACGGCAAAUCGCACUCAGGUGGUUCGGCGGCAACGGCCGGCGGUCGUACGGCGAGUAGCAGCAACAUGCUGCUGAUCAGCGAUCUGCACCCGGAAACGACGUACAAGCUGCGCAUACAGGCGGUGAACAGUAUCGGUGCGGGACCGUUCUCAAGCUACAUCAAAUUCACCACAUCUCCACUACCGCCCAAACCACCCAAGCUGGAAUGCGCUCAGGCUGGCUACGCGCAUCUGAAGCUUCGGUGGGGCGAGGGCAAAAAUAUCGAUCUGGCGCGUUACUACGUCGAGAUGGAAAACCGUCGCACCGGUGAGUUCCACAACGUGUACACCGGAACGCGCAACACGUGCAAGGUGAUGCGGUUGAACGAGCUGACCGCGUACACCUUCCGGAUAUGUGUCGAGACGCGGCACGCCGGCCGGGGCGAGUUUUCGGACGGCUUUACCUUCACGACGGCGGUGGCCGCACCGAACAGCAUUAAGGUGCCACGCGUAUGCGUUGAUCACCCGGCGAGUGCCGCUGGUUCGUCGAAUGCCGAUUCUGCCCGGCACGGAUCGGUCACGAUCGAGUGGCAGACGAGCCGCAACAAUCCGUUCGUCGAUCCGAUCGAGUACAUACUGCAGAUGGCCAAAGCUAGGGACCAAGAAUUUCAACAGGCCUACCGUGGACCCGAAACGCGAUUUACCGUGCACAAUCUGCAGCAUGGCGUCAGCUACGCAUUCAAGGUAUGCCCGGUACGUGUGCGCCAGAACGGUGAGCACGUGAACGGACCGUUUUCACCGGUGCUGAACCACCAUCUGGCCGCGAACGUGCCCCGAUCGAGCGCGAACGCGGGCCGAUCGGGCCACGGUGCCGGGGCGGAUGAUGUCGACGGACGCACCAUGUUCCAGGGCAACGUGGUUAACAGUCGGGGUGAGUUGGUGCUGACCAAAUCGUCGGCCGGUGCGCUACUGGCCGGCACGAACGGGUACGGUCCGGACGCGGAUGGACAUCAUCAUGGGUCGCGCAGUGAAUCGGUCGCGUCCACCACGCUGCAACAGUUGCAGAAAUUCUUCGAACCCGACUCGAGCAAAGCGGUCGUGUGUGUGGCGGCGCUCUUCCUACUGUCCAUCAUUGUGGCCGCUUUUCUGAAGUAAAGCAGACGGCAGACAUGUAUACACACACGCACACACGCACACUCUCUCUCUCUUCCCCAUUUUUGCGAAAGCGAACGCUCCGCUGUGUCAUUGUGCUGUCCUCUUGAUGUUGUCGUGCUGUUGUCUGUCCGCCGCAGGGAUAUCGUCGCUUCAUAUGUCUAACGAACGUAGCUAACACAUGGCCCUACCCACCCCCAAGGCGCACCAUCCACGGAAGCGCCCAUGCUUGCCACAAAGCAUGAAAAACGUUACAACAGUGCAACGGGGCCGUAUAUAAAAAUGAUUAUUGAUAUAAAAUAUACACAGAACAAACAAACAAAAAGAAUACAAAACAACAAAAAGAGAAAAAUCAUGUGAAAGUGCGCACUAACCGAUACUUUUUAAACGCAAUUAUAAGUCUACUCACAAACAAUCAAAACAUGUAUGUUGCAUUAAACAACACGAAAGCACCAUCAUACACACAAAACCACCACAGCAAAGGGGACAAUGGAGAGCAAGAGAGAAGAGCAAUUGCACACAACAACAAAAAAACACAUGAACGAAAUUCCAGAAGAGAAGACAAGAACAUCCACACUCCGUUGGUUAAAUUACCGCGGACUCAAAACAUUCAGUGUCUCACACACACACGCGCAUACAACUCCUCGAAAGCUAAACUGUUUAGAUGAAGCUUUUUCCAAACGUCCGAUACCGGAGCCGAUCACGACACUUCUCGGCCCGCCGCAUUCCUUCCUGUGUCCUGUAUUUAUGAUUGGUGAGUGCGCAAAAACAAUGUUUAAACAAUGUAAAUGGGGGAAGGAAACUGCACGCGAUGCAGCGAUAUAAUAGCUAAUCAAACAGCGAGCAACAACACGAUCAAUGUAAUAUCCAUUUAGAUAUAGAUAUCAGCCAACACACACACACACACACACACAUAAGAGAAUGGAUCGCGCUCCCGAUCCUGCUGCUACUGUUACAUUUGCUAUAUUGUUUAUUGGCCUUAUUAGCGGAUUAAUUUGUGUUUGUUUCGUACGGGGGGAUAUACACACAUAUAUAUAUAGCGUUAUAUUGCGUGUGCUUGGGCUUGUUUUCGGUGUUACAGUACACAGCUACCUACUAGUACGAUUACUACUACUACUCUACUACCCACUACUACCCACUACUAUGCCCCAAUGCCUAUAGUCGUUCCGUUUUGCUCUGCAGUUUAUCCUGCAACAAUCACCCAUACAUCAAUACACAUUCUACCCGUUGUGUGUGCGCGCGCGUGGUGCUGCACAACCAAUCAAUGACAAGGAAGAUGCGGAAGAAGAAACACAAAACAAGUAUUAUUAAUGGUAGUAGAGAUCCGCCGUGAAGCGUCCCAUCGGGCGUAUCUGUGUGUGUGUGCGCGUAUUUGUCUACAACUGCAUAGCAGAUGAAAUGAGCAGUGUUUUUAUUUUAUUUUUUGGGGGUUUGUGCAGUGCAAAAAAAAAGAUUAAGCAAAUCCUUUAAACACUCACUCGGUCUCAAGCGGACCUGCCAGGAUGCAUCGUUAUCCCGAUAAUAAUCUCUCCAACAAUUUCCAAUAGCGCAUAAGUGUAUGUGGAAACACCCGGGUUGAUCCUUACUGUCUAACGCUCUCCCAACGCAUGUAUGUGAACACUGUAAUAGUACGUUACUGGGCUAGAUCGUACCCAUACACGCACAGCGCCCCAAAAACCCAGCGUUGUCCUUAGCCGAAAUGUCCAUGCCAUCCUUAAAGAAGCCCUACUACACUCUUCUUUCUUCUUCCUCAUUUCUCACCCUUUACAUACCGAAAAAGGGUCAACGAACGGGUAAAAACACUUUCUUCCAUAGGGUCCAACCACCGAAAAAAACAAAACAAAAAAUCCGGAACGAACCAUGCAUUCCAUGUAUGAGCAUAUAAGAAACGAUUGUGUAUUUUUCUGUUUUACCUCCGCAUCAAAAUUGCGUUAUUUUAGUGUGUUAGUAAAUUUUGUACAAAAAAA